Effrenium voratum is the source of this 441-nucleotide messenger RNA. NCBI's taxonomy places the organism in Eukaryota, Dinophyceae, Suessiales, Symbiodiniaceae. The record is from the annotation of a GenBank genome assembly.
AUGGAAACGAUUCAAGCCUUCUUUGGAGGUUGCUGCCCCGGAUGCGACACACAACACUCGGAGCCUGAGAUUCUGCCUGUACAGGAUGUCUUCCAUCCUGUGAAGAGCAAGUCUCGAACAGAGCUGGCGGAAGAUGUCAUUGAUCCUUCUAUCAAUCUGCACGGCUGGACAGUUCGGGAAGGUCACCGACUUGUAAUGGUAGAAAUCGACAAGGAGGGAGGAGCGCUGGGUAUGGCCCUCGAAGAAGCCAGAGACGGAGUGAUGGUGAGCAGCAUCGAAGAUGGGGGCUUGGUGGCGCAGUGGAACCAAGAUCACCCCCUCCGUGCUGUCAAGCCUGGCGAUGUAAUUUUUGAGGUAAACAAGAAGCAGGGUAAGUACAAAGAGUUGCGUGACAAGCUGAAGAAGGAGGAGCGUGUGACAAUGAUCCUCCGGAGUGACUGA